UGAUCUUUACCUUCCAAGUAACAGUCAUAACAAGUGAUCUACCUAGCUACUAAACCUUAACCAUAUUAAACCAUUGAUAGGAUUGAUAAAUAGCUCAUGGACUGGGACCCACUGGAUGAAGAGAUACGGCAAGCGCUGGAUGGAAUCAGCCUGGAGGACUUGGACACAAGCUCAGAGGGGAGCAGCCCCUCCCCCCUUCCGGAUCCCCUCUAUCCAGCAGAGAUGUCCGAUGUGGCUUCCCUGUUCCGUGGCUACCUGGAGGUCACUGGGGGUGCAGAAAAUGUGGACAAAGUGUUGAAUGAAGUGAAGGAGUUACUUCUCACCUCCCCUCUAGAUACGUCAGGAGUUCAUGACCCCGUGGCACUGUCGACUGGCCUUGAGGGGCACGAGCCUGUAACACUGUCGAUUGAUGAUUUUGAGGCUGAAAACAAUUCAGUCUACUCGACAAGCAAAGAUGAAGAACGUAAGAGCUUGGAAAGUUUCACACAGCCAGUAACAAUGUCAGGAGAAGUAUCUAAUGCAGCAGGUGGUGAGCUGACUGACAGCUUGAGGUGUGGAGUUCUUGACCCCUUGGUGGAGAGUGCGUGUGGUUGGGAGCAGGAACAGUUGCUAGUAGAGCAGCAGCUAUCUCAAGAACAGCUCCAAAAAGAGCUUGAAUUGAACGCUCUCAUUGAAGAAAACCAGCAAAAGUUUGAGGAAAGAGAAAGGAUUGUGAAUGACCGUGAAAGAGCAAAGGCUACGGUACGGUUACAAGCGUACUUUAAAGGUCAUCUCACCCGGCUGUGGUAUCGGAAGAUGUCAAUUCUCAAGAACAAAAUAGCUACCCUCAUUCAGUCUGUUUGGAGAGGACAUCAAGCUAGAAAGAAGAGGAAAGCAAUGCUGAGAGGGAUUGUGGUCAUUCAAAAAACUUGGAGGAAUUAUCGGUAUAGACAGAUGAGGUUAAAUGCUGCAAUGUGUAUUCAGAAGCACUGGAGAGCUCGUAAACUUGCCAAAGAAAAACAGCAGUUAGUCAAGAGAAUGAAGGCUGCUGUAGUUGUACAGAGAGCUUGGCGGAGAUACAGGCACAAGAUUACAGCCUCACGUCGAGCAAAUGAAGACACACAAGAAGAUUGUCAAAUGGUACAAGUUGUUGGCGAAGUGAAAAAGAUUUCAGUUGAAAAUGAGACACACGCAAUCGAGGAGGAUCCAUCUGUUCAAUUACAACAGAUUGAUAAACCAAAACAAAGUAUAUCUAACUAUCUACAACCUGAAGAAUCCCAAUAUGUAAAUGCAGAACAUUACAGAGCGCCACUCUCGGAGAGUGUCGAUGUCCCUCCCCCCUAUAUCCAACCUACAGAAAAACCUCUUCCAACGCAAAGUCCGAACAAGUUGACCAUUUCCAAGCGAAUUCAAACUGCCCUGAGGCACGUAAAGCAAAGUAGCAGCACUCACCAGUUGGAGGCGGCUAGCAAAAACAGUCCUCGAACAUUAAGAAGCUACUCACUCCCAGCCACCAUGAAGAAGUCGCUCUGCGGUACAGAUUGGAGCCAACUACAAGUCGAUAAGAAUAUCCUCGCCUCAGUUUUAACCAGCCACCAAAGCACUGCCUUGUCAGAGAACCAUAGCCUCCAGUCACAUGCACAGAAUACUCCACAGAACAAAGAAACUGAGCCAGUUAAGUGUGAGGACGGUACUAAACAAGUAGAACUGAAACGGCCAGUACCCAUGCAAAACAAACAGUUGGAACCUCCUCCUAUCCCACCACGAUCCAAUCAAGACCUACAGCCAUUAACAGAGCCCAAGCAGCAGUCACAAGAGGAGCUCUUGUCAGAUGUUGCUUCUGUGGAGAGUGAGAGUGUGGCGUUGGUGAGACUGAGGGAGGGCAGACAGAGAGAGAUGAGGGCAGCAGAGCAGUCACGGGUUAGGAUGAGCACUCUUAUCAGUCAAGAGGAACUACAACAGGUUGCCACACAGAAACGAGCCAAUGAUACAUAUCGCAAUGAGCUAGAGUUUGCAGCCCAACCCCUCUCUGCAAGAGCGUGGUGCGGACUGGUGUCUGAGAGACUAGAGGAAUGGAAGAAACAACAUCGAAAAUGGACACCCCCCACUCCUCACACACCCUCCACACAGUCCUCACACCCCCACCCCCCUCACACAGGCACACCACUCACAAAUGCACAGCUAGUUGCGGCGUCCCCUAAAGGCACUCCUCCAGAGCAAGUUGCCAUGGUCAUAAUGUACAGAAGCCGUUCUCAAGUGGACCUGAAGAGUCUGGCAAAAUGUGUGCAGCUAGCCAGCCUCUCUCUAACAAAGUGCAGCCUGGUGUCACUGUCCACACUAGAGGGGUGUAGUCAACUGAAGGAGGUCAAAGUUCAGUCCAACAGUAUUGAGCACCUGGACCUUUGUGGAACAAGUGGGCUCAGUUUUGUUGACCUCAGCGACAAUCGCCUUGCUUCUAUCCAUGGAUUGCAAUCAUGUACCCAGUUAUUGACUCUUGACCUCUCUGAGAAUAGACUGGCUCGUCUAGCUGGACUGGAUGGUUGUCAUCACCUACAGAAACUGAUCGUGGACAGCAACCUCAUUAUCAACUCAAAGGGUUUGGCCAACCUGGCACUGUUGCAGUGGUUCAGCUGCUCUGAGAACCACCUCCCUCAAGUGGAGGGACUGGACGGUUGCUCCCUCCUCCAGCAUCUCAGUCUGUCACAGAACAACCUGCAGCGGGCCCCUCUGUUGUGCGACCACGUGCUGCUGAGGGAGCUUAGUCUGGAUGGAAACAGUCUCUCUGACAUGGCCCCUCUCUCCAAGGCAUGGCUACCUCUACUGCAGACACUCAGUCUGGCUAAUAACUGUAUAACAGAGUUGGCUUCUCUCGCUUGUAUGGUAAUGCUGGAGACUCUGGACGUCAGUAAUAAUUCACUCUAUGAUUUGCCAGUUCUUCUUCAGUGUGUACGAGGUUGCUAUCAACUCCGAGGUCUGGUUGUCAGCGGCAACCCAGUCUCAGAAGAGCCCAAACUUCGUCACUAUAUAAUCAAGGCCCUCCCGUGCCUGGAGGCCCUAGACGACAAACCACUGAGAACAAAGGUUGAAGUGCCCACUGUGGUCAGCUCCAGCUCUGUGUACAUACUAUGCAAGAGACAGAUCGCAGAACAAGCUGCAAACAAACCAACAGCUGAACAAGCAGAGGGUGGAGACGGUCCACCCAGUCCACACUCUGUUGUCCAGGCACUGAAACACAAGGUGGCUCGUUGCAACAAAUAUCAAGCCCUGCUCAUUCAUCAUUUACGAGAGCACGAGUGUCUAGAGAUGCGAGAUGGACCACCUCCCUCUCCACCGCGAUGUCAGAAGCAGUUGCCCCAGACAGCAGCUGCUGUGAGGAUACAAGCUGUGUGGAGAGGCUUCAUCUGUCGGAGAUGGGUGGAGACUCUGAGACAAAACUAUCACCGAGCUGCUACAGUUAUUCAAGCUCACUAUCGUGGGUACAGACUCAGGACCAAGUUAAGGAUGGUUCUGGAGAGUGUUCGCUUCACUAACAAUGGAGAGGGCACUGGAAGUGAGGAUGAGAUAGACUUUGAAGAGGAAAUCGUUGUUGACUACCUCGAUGAGUCUGCCUUGGAUAUUGAGCUGGGUCCACUGAGUUCACGAGAGCCCCUUCCAAGCAGACGCAGAGUGUACUCACGUACUAGCCCUCUUUAUCUAGAGACUGAGCCUACUAACCAGCCAGCAAUGAUGAUGCCUGUGUACACUCUGCCUGGGUGUAUGGAGACUGAGGUCACGCUCGAUGAGUGGAGGAGGCAGCAAAGAGAGGAUCGUCGUGAGCCUGUGAAGGAGAGUGUGAGGGAAUCGUUUGGUGCCCCUCUCGUUAGUGAGGAUGGUGACUCUGUGAGGAAAAAUCCCCUAGCAGCAUGGGAGAGCACCUCGGAGGUAGAUGAUAGAGUGCAAGGGUCAAUAGCUAUGGCGGACAAGAUUGCUAAUGAAUGGGGCCUCAAAAACACAUCCACUGCUGAGCUAAUGAUGAAGAGAGCCAAGAGACAAAAGAAAUUGCAGACCAAAGCUAAUCAGAGGAAGAAACUUGAAGAUCCGUCACAGAGGCUGGCUGCAUUCAGGAGGAAAGCUCCACCUACACAUGUUUUGAGGGCACAGGAAGAUCUAUACAGAGGUCACUCUCCAGCAGCCCAGUCAACAAGUUCACAGUCCAACCACCAGACGGACCUUACCUACCAGUGGGUCAACAAUCAUACUCUAGUUCACAAGAGAGACCCUCUCUACAAGAAUAUCCAACGUGGGUCCUCGAUGCUACCCCCCAUGGAGCCUCGUGUACUCGCUGGACACGCCCCUCAGCUAGUGAUGACUACCAGUGCUCGUGAUCAAGCCGCACAGUUCUCAAGUGGACAAGCAUGUAAUUCAUAUCCUUCAAUGAGACACAAACUCAAUGUAAAGACUCACAGUACAAGCAAUAUGUAGUGUAAUCGUUUACGUACACUGUUCUCAAGUAUCAUCAAAGCGGACAAAGAAUCUUCGGACAUUUUUUUGUAAUGUUAAGAAUAAUCGAGAGAAUUUUGUCCAAUGUCUCAGUAAUACGAUUUAGGGCACUAGGUUCUUUUUUAGUCAUCUCCAAUAUUCUUAUUAGUUGGGACAGCAAUUCGUUAUGUUUCUUCAACAGUUCCACCAUCAGUCCACUGUUUUCCUAAAGUUUGUUGAUCCUUUUCAUCGCAUAAUAGAUGACUACUAGGCCACCACCAAUGGCUGCAACAGCGAGAGCACCUUUUAAUACAGCAGGCGCCAUUGAGACAGCUUCCUGGUCGUUAGUUGCCAUUGUCCGUUAAGUCAGAGAAUCAGAAAUCUAGCCAGUUUAAUACUGCACAUGCAAUGACCACAAGUAUUGUGACUAGGUAGGUACAGAUCGAUGUAAUCUUUUCUUUAUAAUUAUGGUUACCCACAAACAUGCUUCAUUUUAACAAAAGAUCUACGUGUAGUUUUUGACGAUGAUGUAUACACUGUUCUCUUUGUUCUCCUUCUUUCACAAGUCAUCCAAGAACUGAACUUAUCAUUUUUGUUGCCAUGUUAAAAAUAAUUGAAAGAAUAAUUGAGAGAAUAAUUGAGUUCAAUAUCUCAGUACGAUUUAGGGCAGCAGGCUGUUUUUUAUUCAUCUCCACAAACAAUUGAUCAGUCUUUCCUUUUAGUUGGGACAACAAUUCGCUAUGCUCCUUCAAUAUUUCCAUCAUCAAUCUACUCUUUUCCUGAAGUUUGUUGAUCCUUUUCAUUACAUAAUGCAUGAAUACUAGACCACCACCAAUGGCUGCAACAGCAAGAGCACCUUUUAAUAUAGCACUAGGCCCCACUGAGACAGCUUCCUGGUCGUUAGUUGCCAUUGUCAGUCAGAGAAUCAAGAAU
Molecule: messenger RNA, 5370 nt
Organism: Halichondria panicea
Lineage: Eukaryota; Metazoa; Porifera; Demospongiae; Suberitida; Halichondriidae
Product: leucine-rich repeat and IQ domain-containing protein 1-like
Exons: 24
Coding region: 97-4440 (1447 amino acids)
Molecular function (GO): protein binding
Source: RefSeq, a predicted model, not a curated record